AUGCCUUUAAACACGGUUAAUUUAUACGAAGAACAUGUGCGAGUGCCAGCUCUUACUGCACCCGCUUCCAAAAUUUUGCCGCUUUAUCGAGCUCGUGGUCACUACGGGCCUACGCCCACAGAGCUGAACGACCAAGACUUUAACUUAGCUAUUAAUUCAGAACCUACAGAUAGUUAUGUUAUUCCUUCUUCUAUAUUAGCACCUUCUCAAGAACCCAUUAAUCAUCAUUCACCUAAAAGAGCUAAAAUAGUGAACGAACAACCCAGGAAAAAGGUAAUUCGCAAAGUUAAACCUAAACGAGCUCUAGCUCGCAAUAAACAUGUUGCUCCAACGAACCAAGAAGAGGAACAUCCGGUAUCAACGUUUCACGAGCAAUUCUACUCUGAUGUUCAAGAUGCAGGUACAAUAAGGAAGAUUAAGAAACCGCCACGAGUUGAAAAAAUUGUUGACGGUAAUACAGAACACAUUCACACUUACAGUGAGGAACAUAUUCACAAAGUUGUGUACGACGAUGAACCUAAAUAUGCUAGUAUGGUUGAGAUACAACCAAUCGGUGCUAUGUCAGCGUUUAAUACUCAUCCAUUUACUUCUUAUAAGAACGUCCAAUUGCUGGCUAUGGCCUCGGAUCCAUAUCAAACUUUAGCAGUCGCAGGUUCUAUGGAUACUCCGUCUCAAUAUGAAUACGCAGCAUACAAUCCACACGAAGUUACUCAUGACCAUAUAUUUCACGAUCAUGGUGAGCUACCCGAAGAAAUUGACGUAAGCAAAGACGUUUUAAGCAUUCCUCCAAGAGUGUCGUAUAAUAGACAAGGAAACCAAAUUGACAGUGGUCUGCCAAAGAGAAUAAAAAACAAAUACAUUCAAAGUACCACAAAUGCACCACUUACGGACUAUUCUUAUUAUGAAAAUAUUUAUUCGUCGAAUCGAGUCAAACCCAAAAAAGUAACGACACCAGUGUACGUAUCUUCACAAAGUGAAAAUAUAAAUGAAUAUAAGCCUAUAUCUACUUAUAGAUAUAAAGAUAAUGUAAAAAGUAAAAGUCGCGGUAAAGUUUCUACAUAUUUCGGGAAACCAGCACCCGAUUACCAAUUGAAGCUACCGUCUAACGUUCCAGCUCCAUUUUCUGUUUCAUCGAAAAUUAUUCACGAUUAUAAGCCACUCACACAAAGUUAUUCAGGAGCAAUGUCGGGUGCAAAUGGUUUUUCGAUUUACGAUGAUCCUUUUACUACAUUCAAAGAUAGUUAUUUAAACAACUUUGAAUAUGAUAACUAUGCCUCGUCAUCAAACUUACAGUAUUCUGAAGACAAAAGCAAUAAUUCUGCUUAUAGCAAUACUGACAGAAAAAGUAGAAAGAAAUCAAUCUCUACGCAAAAUAUUAGAUUUGGAAGCCAAACCCAGAAUACUUUUGAUGAUAAUUUAUCAAACGAAGCUUUUGGUGAAAAUGAUGGGGCACCUUCUGCUUUGGAAAAUGUUGAUAGCUAUGAUCAAGCACAGUUUGCUAAUAGCGUUUCUUCAAAAUCAUACGCUGCCAAGGAUCCAUCCUCAUCUUACCACUAUUAUACUGGAAUGGCCUUUGACCAGCAAUCUAUUCCCGAAGCGUCGAAUGACAACUAUCAGUAUGCAGAAGCACCAAUUACUUCUACUACGUCCUUUCCUUCAAUCGUUGUAACACCGAUUUCAACACAACAACUUCAAACUGAAUAUAGUAGCAAUCCAACAAUAAAGCCAUCCGAAUUUCAUAAUGAAAACGAACAUAAUAUAAGAUAUAAAGAAAGCGACGUCAAUAAUGCAGUAAAUACAACUUCUCGAGAAAAGUAUCGAGUUUUAAAAGAAAUACAAACUUCAGACAAAACACAUAAGUCCCGUUUUCAUUCUAAUUCAGCCCCUUCAUUAAGUGGCACAACAGAAAAAAGUAAACUUAAAUAUGGUGACAAAAUUUAA
Messenger RNA from Parnassius apollo (apollo), 1941 nucleotides. Lineage: Eukaryota; Metazoa; Arthropoda; Insecta; Lepidoptera; Papilionidae. The record is from the annotation of a GenBank genome assembly.